UGUUUUUUUGGUUUAAUUCAGCUAAAAUAACAGCUAUUUUCUUGCAGUAGGAACGUUCUUCGUUUUUUCCAACGUGAGAUCCAUUGGAAUUAUUUGUAAAGUCUAUUUUAUGAUUAAAAUGGUUGCAAUAAUUGGUGACUUGUCUCAAAUGGACCUGCAUUCCCAUAAAAACGGAAGCAUUUAACAACCUCAUUAUGACCAUAUGGAUUUCCUACAAAAGUAACCUAGUAACCAAUGUAACCAACAGAAGUAUCCUAAUCCUAACGGACGUGAUUGCAAUGCAUUGUUUUUACGGGCGACCUACACACAACCUAUGCAUUGGUAAUUUGCCAUGGAAACACAUGUGCAGGCUGUCAAAUUGGAAGACAUGUCACACACUGUUCAAGUCCAUCCCGAUGUGACACACACAAAUGCAUUAUCAAUGGCACAUCACGUAGGGUCUAUGUCUGAUGACAUGUCAGAUGAUCCAUCUUCGCCAGAAUCAGCAACAUUCGAUGACGCAGAUCUGCUGACAACAACAGGUGUAGCUGAGGAUGUCGGAGAUGACGUCACUUCGCAACUGGCUGCUGCUGGUCCAAUAGGAAUGGCAGCGGCUGCAGCUAUUAUCACUGGAAAAAAACGCAAGAAAAACUACUCUUUUGAAACAAAUCCAUCCAUUAGAAAGCGACAAGCUACACGGUUGUUACGCAAACUAAAACAGCUUCUGACGGAAUAUACAACCCGAGUUGGCCAGCAAGCUUGCAUCGUUGUGUGUUGUCCAGGUAAAAUGGGAGCGUCGUUCAAGUGUUUUGGUGCAGCUCCGCUUGAAAAUAUAGUUAGAAAUAGACGAAAUAUUAUCAUGGAGGAUUUAGAAAAUGCUCUUGCGCAACAAGCUCCAUCAAUCCCUCACACAAAUCCUGACGUACACGAACUGCCACCACUAGUCAUAGAAGGUAUCCCAACACCCGUCGACAAAAUGACACAAGCACAACUCAGAGCUUUUAUACCAAUCAUGUUGAAAUAUUCUACCGGCCGUGGAAAGCCUGGUUGGGGUCGUGAUAAUACGAAACCACCGUGGUGGCCGGAAGAGGUGCCUUGGGCAAACGUUCGAAGUGAUGUGCGUUCGGAUGAAGAAAAGCAGAAAAUAUCGUGGACAAAUGCUCUGAGAAAAGUAGUGCGAAAUUGCUAUCAGUAUCACGGGCGCGACGAACUCUUAGAUGCGUUUUCAACAGUUGACGAUAAUCUAGAACAGCACCACCAACCUACUCAAGUUUUUACUUCGCAGUAUCCUCAUUUAGUUCACACAAUAAACAACGCCGACGGGACGGUAUCCAUCAUACAAGUUGACGCCACUGGAGCCGUGACCACCUUAUCUGAAUCCGCCACACAUUCUGAAGCGACGCAAGCAGUUGCAACACUUGCUGAGGUCGCAUCAGCCUCGCAGGGCGAGGUUAUAUACGGCAAUCAUACGAUCGAUCACAGCGCGCUAACGCACGAUCAUAACUGCGUAACUUCGAUAAGUGAAGGGAGUUUACACGAUGGACAGUUAUUAUUAGGCGAUGCAGUAUCAGCCGCAGCUGCUUUGGUUGGUGUUCAAGAUUCGUCCGGAAUCGUCUCUAUACCGGUGCAAGCAGCCGCUGCAAUGAUGCAGAUACAGGGCACGAAUUUGAUUCCAGUGUCUUUACCUAACGGUGGUGGUGUUCAAUUCAUUGCCACAUCGUCUCUUUCAAAUUUCCAGCUAGCAUCUCAACCGCCUCAACCACAGCCGGCGGAGCCACCCAAUGAUAAUUCCUCUGGAUUAACUAUGGAUGUUCCGAUGCAUCCGGUGAAUGAUAGCCAGCAUUCAGAUGCGUCUAAUGUCCCCACCGCAACGCAGGCUGUCGAAGUUGCGACGUUGUCUAACCAGCAACAUGCUCAUCACAGAUAACAUCCAGUUGGACAGUUUGACAGACAGGUGGCAGUCGUACCUUCUGUAUUCUAGACAACUAUAAUAGCGUAUCGUGUGGAAACAUAACGAGCUCAUUUUGUUUGCUUGAAGAAAUUCGGCUUCCCUCGAAUGCGAAUUUGUUCGCGUCGGCAAAAAAAAAGAAUUAUUUAGAUCCCUUUUUUAUCAGUACGUCAGUAUUCACGUUGAUAAUUGCUGAGUGCCUAUAUCAAGGUUGGGCUGAAAUGUUAGGAACUCGUUUUAUUUGAGCACCUCUCUUUCAUCCAGACGUGUCAAAUAUAUAAACGCAUUUUAUUAUUUUGAUGCAUGUUGUUCUGCAUUUAUUCAAUUCUUUCUUAGUUAAAAAAAUAUUAAAUUUUAAAUAUGUCUGUUAAAAAUGUCAUAACCUAUGUUUUUUCAAAAUAUUAAAUUAUCGAAUAAUGACGAUGAAAUGUUUAAAAAAAGAGAAGAAAAAAUAUAUACUUCAAACAAUGA
This is a messenger RNA of Hydractinia symbiolongicarpus, 2398 nucleotides long. RefSeq names its product DNA-binding protein P3A2-like. The record is from RefSeq and is a predicted model, not a curated record. Lineage: Eukaryota; Metazoa; Cnidaria; Hydrozoa; Anthoathecata; Hydractiniidae. Gene Ontology annotation, cellular component: nucleus. Gene Ontology annotation, molecular function: RNA polymerase II cis-regulatory region sequence-specific DNA binding; DNA-binding transcription factor activity, RNA polymerase II-specific. Bases 332 to 1906 code for a protein of 524 amino acids. Gene Ontology annotation, biological process: regulation of transcription by RNA polymerase II. The transcript is spliced from 6 exons.